CCCGUGACUCAAACGCACAAGUUGUUAACGGCGCGCGCGCUUAAUCCAUCGGUACGUGGGAUUGGGCGGGAAGAGUCGGUUGAGGAAACACAGGAUUGGGCGGAUGGAAGAGUCAAACUGCUGCUGAUGAGAUGAAUCCACUUCACUUCACUUUACCUCAGCUGAGGAAACGCACGCAUGCCGUUUCUGUUCGGUGCUGAAUGAGAAGGAGACAUUUUCCUGUCCAUAUAUUGACAUCAUUGAAAAUAAUAAUCGUACUGGACAAAUAGUUUGCCAAACAGAAGAAUAUAUAUAUAUAUAACAUUUACAAUUGAACGAUGGCUUUCAUGGUGAAACACGUAGUCGGUGGUCAGCUAAAGAAUCUGACAGGAGGUCUGACAGAAGAGAAAUCUGACGGAGAUAAAUCCGACGCGGCUACUAAAGGAAUGACACAAGAAGAGUUUGAACAAUACCAACAACAACUAGAGGAGGAAAAGCAAGAACGAGAUGCCAAUUUUGCCCAGCGAAAGGCGGAGAGGGCGACAAUCAGAACUCACUUCAGAGACAAAUACAGGUUACCAAAGAAUGAGGUAGAUGAGACUCAGAUUCAGGCUGCUCGAGAUGAUGUUGAGCUCCCCACUGAACUGGCCAAGAUGAUCGCUGAGGACAACCAAGAGGAGGAACACAAGCAGUCCGUCCUGGGUCAGCUGACCAACAUCCAGAACGUGGACGUGAAUCAUCUAAAGGGCAAAGCUCAGGCCACGCUGGAAGAUCUGAAGAACUCUGCUGAGAAGUGUUCCCUCAUGUGAUCUCUCCCUGUCUCUCUUUCUUCCAAAAAACCUUCUUUUCACCUUAUCUACUGUACUGGAUAUCUUCUCCAUCAUCUCGCUCUCAUAAAACAUACUGAACACACACACACUGCCAAACAUCCAUGCUCACAAAUCUAGCGUAAUGUGUACGGCAGUGUUGUUUCAUAAUUCUAAUAUUGUUCUAGAAGUUUAAAUGUAUUCUAACCGGGUGAACCUUAUUUCACCCCAGAAUCAAAGAAGUUUUAGUGAAAUUCACACAACCCUGACAGGCCUUCUCUACUCUCAUCAAAUAUAGACCCCAUUUACACCUGGUAUUAAGCAUGUGGCCAGCGCUAAAUACAGGCGUAAAUGGGAUCCGAAAUGUUUUGUGAUCGGACCACAAAAACCACAUAUGAAGGUAGACAGAAACGCAUGUGACCACGUUGCAUUUGAGGUGUAAACAGUCAUUCAUCCUGUAUGCGUCCUGGACAGCAGUGAAGCACCUCCCCUCACCAAACAAGUUUAAAUUUGGCUGGUUACAUGUGGCUUUAAAAGAGAAUAACCAGGGGGCCUGGGUAGCUCAGCAAGUAAAGACACUGACUACCACCCUGGAGUUCACAAGUUCAAAUCCCAGGGCAUACUGAGUGACUCCAGCCAGGUGUCCUAAGCAACCAAAUUGGCCCGGUUGCUAGGGAGGGUAGGGUCACAUGGGGUAACCUCCUCAUGGUCACUGUAAUGUGGUUCGCUCUCAGUGAGGCGGGUGAUGAGUUGUGCACAGAUGCCACAAUGGAUGGCAUGAAGCCUCCACACACGCUAUGUCUCUGCAGUAGCGUGCUCAACAAGCCACAUGAUAAGAUGCACAGGAUGACAGUCACAGAUGCAGAGGCAACUGAGAUUCGUCCUUCACCAUCUGGAUUGAGGCAAGUCACUACACCACCACGAGGACUUAGAGUGCAUUGGGAAUUGGGCAUUCCAAAUUGAGGUGAAAAGGGGGAGAAAAAAAAAAAGAGAAUAACCAUCCAAUCUGAAAAUUUUAAAAAGUGGAUACAUACACAAGCAUGAGAACUUCACAAAUCUUCUUUAUUGUGCCAACACAGGCACUUCAUAAAUAAUUCUGCUCGAAAUGUUCCAUUUGUGCGUAGAUUAAUUUUCAACUGUAUCUGGGAGAAACGGCACGCCAGAUCUUUUGCACAUUCUUUGUCUUUAAUUACUUUUUUUUGCAGUUUCUUAUCAUGCAAUAAAACACUGACAGAGUGAUUGAUAUUUGUCAUCAUUAAAUCAGUGACCCUUUCCUCGAUAUCCAAACACAAAUGGUCACAGGAGAUGCAUUUAAGCGACCAGGUGUUAACAGCGAUGUGUCUCGCCUGACCACAUGUGAUCGGAUCAACCGAGAUGCAUCUUAAUACCAGGUGUAAACGGGGUCAAAGACAUCCUGCUCUGAGAAUCCAAUCAAAACACCUGCUCCAGUGUGAAUGUGUUAAAUGAUCAGGUUCAUUAAAGCAAUAGUGUGGAUUCAUAAUCCUGAAGAGUCCAUAGAAAUGUGACUGCCCCUGAGUCUGGGGUCUGUUUGAAGGGCUUAUAGGUGCAGGGUCAGAGGAUUAGACCAGAUCUUUUAGGCGUCCAUACUUAUUCCUUUUCCACUAACAUAGUCCCAGAACUGGUGAACAGCCAGGAGAUUGGUGGAGAGGUGUACAAUGAGAGGUGUACGAUGACAUAACUGACUAAUAACCUGCCUGCAAUUGAACAUGCUACAUCAUGUCACGGUCUUUGUUUUUUACUGCUAGUUUUGAGAACUUAUUUUAACAUCCAACGUAAUUCCAUUCAGCGUAUUUAUGCCAUCACGAGCUUUGAUGCAACAGUCAAAAGAAGGUGUAUUUAAAUGUAUAACAUAAAUUCACAGCAGUCAGUUCACAAACAUGAUAUUUGUCAAUAAACUGAUUUUAUUUUAAGCAGACUAGGAAAAUAAAGUAGGUAAAGUGUAGAUUUGAAUAGAUUUGAGACCAGCAGGUUUUAAGGGCCUUUUUCUCCAGCCUAUUGCCACUUUGAUGGAAAUAUGCAGAAUGGGGCCAGAUUGUGCACAGGAACCAUGCUGGUGGAAAGUGGGUAACUAACUAUAACACCUUAUCCUUGAUUUAGCUGUGGUUAACACCUUUUGACCUUUCCUUCAGUGGUGCUGUUUUGUGCAGGUGGUUUGGUGUUGUCUUGAUGCAGAUGCUGAACUUUUGCUUUCUGGUUGUUCCUCUUACAGAGAUGUUUUCGCUAUUGCUACAAGCAAAAUAAUUAUCUGAAAUAUUCUGCUUAAUCAUUCUGACUGCAGGUGUCAGUAUGAGGUGGGGCAGUGCGAAUGAAAAAAAUUUAUUAUUUAGUUAUAAAGAAAAAAACCUGAAGCAUUUUGUGAAGUUUGUGUGUUCUGUGACUUCUGUCUGUUGUCAAUGUGUAUUGGAUGAAGCCAUGCAGGGAUUUUGAUUUUGCUGGAAAGAUUGACCUGAGUAAUAAGCUGCUUCCAUCUUGGGAUUUUUGCAAAAAAAAAAGAAAAAAGCAAUAUUACAGUCUCUGAUCUUAAUACAGGACAGAGGUUAUAGCCAAUAACAUAUGGGGAGUAAGUCUGAAUAGAAAUAAAAAGGGUUGAAAUUUAUUUGCCCUUUAAAUUAUUUUACCUAGUAAGUCAUAGAUUUAUUAAAUUCUUCAUUAAUGGCUAGAAAGUAUUUUUUGACUUUGAUUUUACUUGUCCUCAAUACCAUAGUUGUUUCCAUUCUGGACUGCAUAAGUAACAUAAUUACCAAUUUAAUGUAAUACUGUACUUAUUCUGCUAUCAUUUCCAGAUUUUUGAUUGACUGUUGAAACUGUAAUAAAUAUAUUUGUACUAAG
This is a messenger RNA of Myxocyprinus asiaticus (Chinese sucker), 3635 nucleotides long. RefSeq names its product complexin-3-like. Bases 318 to 788 code for a protein of 156 amino acids. The transcript has 3 exons. The record is from RefSeq and is a predicted model, not a curated record. Gene Ontology annotation, molecular function: syntaxin binding. Gene Ontology annotation, cellular component: terminal bouton; SNARE complex. Lineage: Eukaryota; Metazoa; Chordata; Actinopteri; Cypriniformes; Catostomidae. Gene Ontology annotation, biological process: synaptic vesicle exocytosis; regulation of neurotransmitter secretion; neurotransmitter transport.